This is a messenger RNA of Triplophysa rosa, 5077 nucleotides long. RefSeq names its product striatin, calmodulin binding protein 4 (gene strn4). Gene Ontology annotation, molecular function: protein phosphatase 2A binding; calmodulin binding; armadillo repeat domain binding. Lineage: Eukaryota; Metazoa; Chordata; Actinopteri; Cypriniformes; Nemacheilidae. The transcript is spliced from 18 exons. The record is from RefSeq and is a predicted model, not a curated record. Bases 205 to 2496 code for a protein of 763 amino acids. Gene Ontology annotation, cellular component: dendrite.
UACGAGGUAUUAGCGAUUGGAGCCAUCGGACGGGAUCAUUAUUUGGCACCCCUCUGUGUGUGUGAGGGAGAGUAGUCGCUUAUCUCUGUACCGAGAAGGCAAACGGGAAAGGGCUUCUGUGGUGAGUGCAAGUAACGGGGUGGUUAUUUUUUCAGAUUCUCGCUGUUUUUUCCACCUCCUGGCUCCGGCAGCUCGAACGCUCUGAUGGAGGCGGAAAGGUCCGGCGGGGUGGCGGAUGGAACGAAUCAAAGCCCCGCAGGAAGCGGAGCGGGGCGCAAUCCGAACGGGCCGAAGGCUGUGCUCGGUCCCGCUCCCAACGCAGCAGCUGCAACCGGGGCGAUGGCCGGAUCCUCCCUGCCUCGAGAUCCGCAGGACGGGGACGCGGGCCUCUCGCUACCCGGGAUCUUACAUUUUAUCCAGUUUGAAUGGGGCCGCUUCCAGGCCGAGAAAUAUCGCUGGGAGGCCGAAAGAGACGAGCUGAGGGCACAGGUGGCGUUUCUACAGGGUGAGAGGAAAGGUCAAGAGAACAUGAAGCAGGAUCUGGUGCGGCGGAUCAAGAUGUUGGAGUAUGCACUUAAGCAGGAGAGGGCCAAACAUCAGAAGCUGAAAAGCGGCACUGACCAGAGUCCUGGAGAGAAGAAACCAGAGACAGAGGCUGAACCAAUACCCAAUGGGCCUGCAGAUUCAGACUCCGAGCCAACCAAUCAGAUGCCUUGGAAGGAAGGGCGCCAGCUACUGCGCAAAUACCUGGAAGAGGUGGGAUACUCUGACACCAUAUUGGACAUGCGCUCCAAACGUGUUCGUUCCCUUCUGGGUCGCAACAGCCCAGAGGCUAACGGACCACCUCCCAGUGAACAACCCGCAGAAGCAGAACCUCGCAGUGGGGGAGAAUCGCUGCUGGUGCGGCAGAUAGAAGAACAGAUCAAACGGCGUGCUGGUAAAGAGAGUUCUAAAGAUCGGAUGGGCGGCUCUGUUCUGGAUAAAAUUCCCUUUCUUCGUGGCUGUGAGGACGACGAUGAGGAUGACAGUGAUGAAGAGGAAGACUUCCAGGGCAUGACCACAGACUGCAUCGACGGGCCACGGAAAAACAAGAAGUCCAGGGGCAAGAUGGGCGGAGAGCCGAUGACCACAGAUCUUGACCCUGAGGAUGAGGACGAUGAAGAUGACUCUGAGGAUGCCCUGGGCGAGUUUGAUUUCUUGGGCUCCGGAGAGGAAGGGGAGGGCGCGGGGGAGGCUCGCAUCUCUGGAGACGGCCGUGAAUUAGGUUCAGAGAACCGCCGAAACAAGUUGCAAGGCAUUAUGUCGGAUUUCCCCCCAAAACCCACUCCACCUCCCUCUAUCCCGGGUCAGGCGCGCUCCAGUGAGGGGGGCGCUCUGGGGUUCUCCUCUGACGUAUUUAUUCUGGAUGCGGUAGGAGGAGGGGAUAUGAACCUUGGAGAGCUGGCUGACCUCACUGUUGCCAAUGACAAUGACCUCACUAUUGACUUGCAGGACAGUCGAGAAGAGUUCAAGAAAACAUGGAAUCCCCGCUUUACACUGCGAAGCCACUUCGAUGCCAUCCGAGCGCUGACCUUUCACCCCAGCCAGGCCGUCCUGCUGACCGCCUCAGAGGAUGGAACGCUCAAACUGUGGAACCUCAACAAGGCAAUGCACUCCAAAAAAACUGCAGCGCUGGACGUUGAGCCCAUUUAUACAUUCAGGGCACACAGUGGUGCUGUUCUUUCUCUGGCCAUGGGAGAAGAAGGGGAGUCGUGCUACAGCGGAGGUCUGGACGGGGCUGUGCGUGGCUGGAAGAUUCCAGACCUUAAUGUGGAUCCUUAUGACAACUACGAUCCAGGUGUAGAGAGCAGCGUGUUGUCAGGACAUGAAGAUGCAGUGUGGGGUUUGGCAUAUUCUCCCAGCCUGAAGCGUCUGGCAUCGUGCUCAGCAGAUGGCACUGUUCGUUUAUGGGACCCCCACAGUUCCUCACCGUGUGUGUCUGUCUUCAAUAAAGAAAAAGAACAUGGCACUCCCACCUCGGUUGCCUUUGUCAACUCGGACCCGUCUCAGGUCGUUGUGUCCUUUGAUAGGGGCGAGACUCUGCUUUAUGACCUCAACACAGAGCAAAGCAUUAUGGUCCUGGAGACCCAGACUAAAGAUGGCAGCGAGCUGAUAAACUGUGUGGUCAGCCAUCCCUCUCAACCCAUUUCCAUAACAGCCCACGAGAACCGUACCAUCCGCUUCCUGGACAACAAGACAGGGAAAGUGAUUCAUUCCAUGGUAGCUCACCUGGACGCUGUAACCAGUCUCACCACAGACCCUAAAGGCACUUACCUCAUCUCCGGCAGUCACGACUGCUCGGUGCGCUUGUGGAUGCUGGACAAUCGCACGUGCGUGCAGGAGAUCACGGCGCACAGGAAGAAACAUGACGAGGCCAUCCACGACGUGGCCUUCCAUCCCUCUCAACCCUUCAUCGCGAGCGCCGGCGCCGACGCGCUCGCCAAGAUCUUUGUUUGAUUUUUUUAACCGGGAAAACACCCUCACUACUGGGCCAAACGAGUGAACACCGAAUAUCUCAACGCCGCACACGCUCACACAAACACUCUCACACUAACUCUGAGGGGAACAACGUACUACACAUCACUGCCUUUGUGAAAGGCACAGAACUCAAUAACCCACCAUCUUUUUAUCGAUGCCUCACAUGUUGUGAUACGAAUUUUACCGCUUUUAAUACUAAUGGUCUUGCUGCUCCUGAUUUCGGAUUUAGUCGACACUACUAAAUUGAAUUUCUGUCUCUAUCUGCACAGUGUGUAGACGGGGAUGUCCAUUCUGUUGACAGAUGGACACGCACACACCCUGGAUUUUAAUUUCAUGCUUGGUUUAGGUCAAGGAUUCGAAGGCUCUCGGUAAACAAGACACUACCCAAGCCUGCGCAACUGCUCAAUGUAAAUUACAUUAGCGCUAAUCUGUGAAUUAACGUCCUCUCGUAACUGUUGCCUGGUAACGCGAUAGAUGCAUCUCAUUCGAAAGACCCCAGUUUUUUGUUGUUGCAUUUUAGCUGCACAGCUUUACCUUUAGCGUCACUGCUAAGAGCCUUAGCAUUUCAGCUUUCAUAAUCACUUUCAUUUCAAAACCAAACAUAAGCAUUUGUGACGUUUCCGAAUCGCUCUUCAUCGUUCAUAUCCGUUCCGCUGGCGUUAUGUGUAACAUUCAAGUGACCGUCGAGUUGUAUAUUUAUAAAGUUUGGUGUCCAAGAGGAUCUGUGGUUGGAUGCGCAGGAGUUUCUGUAUAUAAGCAGAACGUGCUGUACAGAGCGCACUGUCUUACAAUCACGGUGCUAAGAUUUCCUCAGAAUCAGGGACUUGUUCGUAACGUAUCAAUCUUGGCAUUUCAAAACUGGAGUGUUGGGAAAUUCUGAAUUUGUCCUGGUGUGCUCAAGUGGCUUUUUGCAUUUUUCGUCAGGGUGUUUUUGGCGGUAAAGUCAGAUGCACACCAGAGGAUCUAAGAUGGCCGACAAUUAAAAAAUUGAGACCAGCUACAAAUUUCAGUUUGUCAAUACAGCUGCAUUGUAAAAUUAGCAUCCUGUAUCUGCAAAGAUUUUGGACAUCUGUGAUCUUCCUGUUUCGCUGAGAAGUGAACAACAUGUGAUCCUUUGAGAGGUGUCCGUGGUGAGAAGCUUGUCUGUCAGUAUUCUGGGAGUGCUGCCAGAGAGAAGCUCAGAUAGACUGUGAGUGAUAAGAAAAUAAGUAAAGCCUGCUGUCCGUUAAGUAACCGAGGAAUCAAGGCACAACACCAAAACCCGAGGGACAUGAAUUUGAUAGGUGAGAUAAGAGGGUAUUAUGGGAAAAAAGAUUUAAAGCAAAGCUCAAAUGGGUUCCUUUUGCUAACCAAGAGAUAACGAUGCAAAGUCUGUGAGAUAUUUCAAAGAAGUCUGUGUGGCUGUAAGCAGGUGAGAUGGAAAGCGAUUAAAGGAGGUAAAUCUGAUCUUCGGUUCCCUCAAUUCUGGGGAUCAAAGGUCUCAAACACGUUAGCCGGUUUCCGUUUUGCUAGGUUUAUUUUGAGCUUUUACUGGUUUUCCGUGGUCGUAGAUGGAUAGCUGGAAGGCAGGUCAGAAGUGAUGGAAACACUGAUGGGUCAAGGGCCAUAAAGUCCACUCAGUCCUCCAUCUACAUCCACUCCAUCUAUCCAGCGCUUACCACUUGGGUGUUUUCAGCACAAGAAACUGGCUUGGUUUUGAAAGGUAGCCGGUCUACGAAAAAUUGACAUGGGGAUGUUUUUUGUGUCCCUUGGGUGGAUUCACAUGCAACCGAAUCCCAUACUCCUUUGCUGCUUACCUCUUUUCUCAAAGCUACUAACGGUUGAUUUAUGCUACGCUACACCAUUGUUACGUUCUCUUCCAAAGAAUGCAGAUCCCAUGUGCGUUUCGAUGAGUUCAGCCAUCUCUUCUGUACUCCUGUUUCUUCAGACCUCGAUGCAACGAGAGUCUUGAAAUUCAGACAGAACACAUUCCUUACCGAGAGAGGACGUAAAUCUGUGUAAAAAGAACGAAAGAAACCGAUAAUGUUCAUAUGUUUGACAAGCUGCCAAUGCAAAUUGCAAGUUUCAAAUUUGAUCACUUAUUUGCUUUUCUUUACUAGACAUAUUAUGAUGGUUAUGAUUACUAGUAAUAAGGUGUAAGAAGACAGUAGUACCUUUUCUGCUAUAGGCUUAAGACUUGCUUGUGAUUGUGACAAAGCCUAAAAAAAUGAAAAUCGUAUGAGUUUAUAAAAAAACUUUCAGUCCACAGCCAAGGUAAAAGGACUUUUUGUUACGUGUUUUUAUUUUUUAAUAGCAAUUUAUCACUGUGUGAUAUUUUGUACAUCAUAUAUUAAGCUGUAUUCAAACAAUAUCCUCUUAACUACAAGGGAUGAAAGACCAGCCUUUUAUUUAUUUUGUUUUAUUAUACAUAUUUUUAAACUGCUUUCUAGCUCCUAUCGAAUUACAUCUUUUCAUUAUUUCUGUUGACUUUUGUUUUCUUUCUUUUUUUGUUUACUUUGCAGGUCUUGUGUUGUAUGUCAUAAAAAAUCCCAAAACAACUAAAUAAAAAUGGUUUUGUACA